Molecule: messenger RNA, 1288 nt
Organism: Vollenhovia emeryi
Lineage: Eukaryota; Metazoa; Arthropoda; Insecta; Hymenoptera; Formicidae
Product: keratin, type II cytoskeletal 2 epidermal-like
Exons: 6
Coding region: 125-1003 (292 amino acids)
Source: RefSeq, a predicted model, not a curated record
AUGGAGGUGGCACGUUAUAUAAUUACAUCAGGAUCAAAUGCGUGUCGGAUAGAUAACUAUAAAAGCGGCGAGAUUAAAGGAUUGGCAUGCAGUGCAUCCUGGGAUCAUAUCGAAUCCCAUCAUCAUGGCAGUUCGUGCUCUUAGCCUAGUGCUCCUGUUUACACUUGUCUCGGUCAUCUUCGGAUUGCCGACUGUUGUGCCAGAGCCAGCUGUAAAUACACACGAAGAUCACACAUUGUCGACUGAAUUGCUACCGCCGCCCGUAGACGAGAAGGAACACCAUGCUACAAUUUAUAUAAUCAAUCUGUACGCUGUAAAAAAUGCUAGCAGCAACGCGUCGGAGGAAAUGUUCCAAAAUGAAGUUGUUGAGACGAUACCUGACAUAAUGGAGCCGCUGGUAUCUGUUCUCCUAGUAGUAGAAGACGAUGAAGAGGAGCAGAUAGAAAAGCAUCCACCAGUCGACCUCGACGAAUUUGCGGAGGGAUUGGAAGGCCAAGGUUUCAAGGUCGACAGGAUCGAUCUUAACAGCAAGGCGAAAGUGCUUAAGAUGAAAUUGGAAAAGGCGGAGGCGGAGAGUAUGAUAGACUCGGCUUUGAAAAGUAAUGAGAGGAAAUACCGUCAAAAGAGGACCCUCUGCCUGAGGUGCGGAGGAGGGGGAGGAGGAUGGGGUGGGUAUCCAAGCGGGGGUGGACAUUAUCCAAGUGGUGGCGGUGGGUACCCGAGCGGGGGUGGUCAUUAUCCUAGUGGUGGAGGAGGAGGUGGAGGUCAUUAUCCUAAUGGUGGUGGUGGCGCAGGGUAUCGGCCAGUAGUGAUACCAGUUGUAGUCGUACCUAUUACAGGAGGCGGCCAUGGAGGAGGUCAUCAUGGAGGCUAUCCCCACGGCGGCGGCGGCGGCGGCCGUGGCUGUUACCGUUGCGGCGGUGGCGGUGGAUACGGAGGCGGGGGUGGAUAUGCUCAUUCCUCUGCGUCGGCCCAUGCUUCUGCCGGAAGCUGGGGAAAAUGAGCAGACUACCUAUACGUAAUCACGUUAACGUAUUGCCAUUAAUGAUUAAUGCUGCCUUCAUGUUUGAUACACGUAUACAGUACAAAAAAGAAGCGCGGAUUCUUUGAAUGCUAUGAAUCAUCACGAAUAAGCGUUGCGGGCAUUAACAUAAUCUUCGAAAAUAGCUUUAAAAUAUUGUAUAAUAGCGUAACGCGUUUUCCUCUUCAUCCGUUUGUAUAACAGGCACUUGUACUGGCGCACGGUGGCCGCGAAUAAAUAACAAAACUGGUUUGGCUCUAACAAAAA